Porites evermanni is the source of this 4062-nucleotide messenger RNA. NCBI's taxonomy places the organism in Eukaryota, Metazoa, Cnidaria, Anthozoa, Scleractinia, Poritidae. The record is from the annotation of a GenBank genome assembly.
CUUCUAAUUACAGAUCAGCCUGAGUUCCUUACCCACCCACGAAAUCAGACAAAGACAGAAGGAGAGAAUGUGACUUUUACCUGUGAUGCAGAUGGAAAUCCUACACCCACAUUCUCAUGGACGAGAGACGGUUCUGUUGUGAAUACGACUUCAAGAAUCACUUUUAACGCAGAUAAAAAGCAGUUAACUAUAACNUUCGUAUACCUAAAGCCUGAAAAACGAGCCCCUUUCUUUCCCUUCCGCGCGCCGGUUACACAGAUUGCUCAGCGACAAAUAAUUAAUCGUCAUUCUCUGCUAUCAAGUGUUUUAAGACUUACUAACUCCACAGAGUAUGGAUGCUUUUUACUCACUACAGUGACAUCCUAAGAGCUCACGUAAUCUGCGCCAUGAGACGAACUAAAGUCAACAUAAGACUAUUUAAGAUUCAUUCAGCGUUUGGUAUUUUCCAUUAUUUUCUACUUUAAUCGCAUUGUCUUCUAAUUACAGAUCAGCCUGAGUUCCUUACCCACCCACGAAAUCAGACAAAGACAGAAGGAGAGAAUGUGACUUUUACCUGUGAUGCAGAUGGAAAUCCUACACCCACAUUCUCAUGGACGAGAGACGGUUCUGUUGUGAAUACGACUUCAAGAAUCACUUUUAACGCAGAUAAAAAGCAGUUAACUAUAACGAAUGUGGACAGAGAAGACAGCGGAGAAUACAUCUGUGUGGCUACGAAUGAUGUUAACAAAGUUCAAUCCAACUCUUCCAUAUUAAAUGUACAAUGUAAGGAUACUUUUGCUUGAUUUUUAAACAUGAUAGAUAGUUAGAUGAGGUUUUUACGAGAUAUUCUUUACCUUCGCUUUCCAUUUUCAUUUUAUUCUCAGGUGUUUUUCUCCUUUCCCUUUUUUUAGCCUAACUAUGAUUAAUACGAUUAUCUAAUAUAUUUUAAGAUUUACUGUAGCUCAGUCAUCAAUUUUUGCAGGUAUAAUUCUGUUAAUAUUUUGUAAUAAUGAUUUAAAAAUUUUACAGAAGGAGCCCAUUCCUUAUAAGCCCAGUGGCUUCCCUUGGGCUUCCUCCCCAUUUAUUAAAGGUUUCUCAUCAAAACCGCAACGCAGCAUUACAACAUUGUUACGACAUUGUUUCGAAUGGUUGCAACAUUGUUCCAACAUUUCUAAGCUGUGUGCGCUCAAAAUCGUCGUUGCGAGUCGUCUCGAGUAACAUCACCUUUAGACCAUUCCAUCUGAGGGAUUUUGCAUAACAGGAUUUUCUUUACAUAUCAGACUAGUAAUAACCAAAGGUUACGGAGUGCGGGCGACAACAAUCGAAGGUCAAAACCCUUUUUGCUCCAGCGCUGUGCUUUGCAUAAUUUUCACGUGAGGAAUGGUCAAAACACGCGUGAUCUGAUUACGAGUGAUAAAAGGUACAAGCGCGCGUGAUCCAAGUGCGUUCUUUGCAUUCCAUACAUUCUUAGUGGAAAUCCAAACGAAUGCUGGCCCCAUACAUGCGACGCAUGGGUAAUAACAAGUUCAAGUAAUCUGCGCCAUGAAGCGCACAACAGCCAUAAAAAAGACUAUUAAAGAUUCAUUCAGCGUUUGGUAUUUUCCCUUAUUUUCUACUUUAAUCGCAUUGCCUUCUAAUUACAGAUCAGCCUGAGUUCCUUACCCAUCCACGAAAUGAGACAAAGACAGAAGGGGAGAAUGUGACUUUUACCUGUGAUGCAGAUGGAAAUCCUACACCCACAUUCUCAUGGACGAGAGACGGUUCUGUUGUGAAUACGACUUCAAGAAUCACUUUUAACGCAGAUAAAAAGCAGUUAACUAUAACGAAUGUGAACAGAGAACACAGCGGAGAAUACAUCUGUGUGGCUACGAAUGAUGUCAACAAAGUUCAAUCCAACUCUUCCACAUUAANCAUAAAAAAGACUAUUAAAGAUUCAUUCAGCGUUUGGUAUUUUCCCUUAUUUUCUACUUUAAUCGCAUUGCCUUCUAAUUACAGAUCAGCCUGAGUUCCUUACCCAUCCACGAAAUGAGACAAAGACAGAAGGGGAGAAUGUGACUUUUACCUGUGAUGCAGAUGGAAAUCCUACACCCACAUUCUCAUGGACGAGAGACGGUUCUGUUGUGAAUACGACUUCAAGAAUCACUUUUAACGCAGAUAAAAAGCAGUUAACUAUAACGAAUGUGAACAGAGAACACAGCGGAGAAUACAUCUGUGUGGCUACGAAUGAUGUCAACAAAGUUCAAUCCAACUCUUCCACAUUAACUGUACAAUGUAAGGAUACUUUUGCUUGAUUUUUAAACAUGAUGGAUAGUUAGAUGAGGUUUUUACGAGAUAUUCUUUACCUCUGCUUUUCAUUUGCAUUUUUUUUUCUAAGGUGUUUUUUUUUCUUUUCGCUUUUUUUAGCCUAACUAUUAUUAAUACGAUCAUCUAACAUAUUUUAUUAUUAUUCCUUCAAAAUAUAUUCCCGUUUUUGAUUGGUUAAAACCACACGCAUAAUUCACCAUAACCAGCUGCUGUUGAUCAAAUUUGGAAAGAAUUUUGUCAUAUUGAUGAAGUCAAAAUGGCGUCAAAAGUGCAACCUGAUUGCAGGUUAUUAUACCGUUGACCGAUAAAACCUGGGGACGAGGCUAAGUGGUUUUGGUAGUUAAAACAAAAUGGCGGCUCGUUUCACGACGAAAUAUUGUCUAAAAACAUCGCAACAACAGCAAGAAGACAACUAGACGGACAACAUCUGCUAUUUGAAGUAUAUUUGCUGACCUGAGCAGACCUUAAUCUUCUAAACUUCCCGAUAAAGAUGCAUUAUCGAUAUGAACUUACAUCGACCGAGGUUACCAUGUUUUAGCUUGUUUUUAAACUUGGAAUUAUUUUGAAGGAACAGUAAAAAAAUUAUUAAAUUCGCCUUUCGUUGAAUAUGAAGAAUUUUGCACAUCUCGGAGGGUGUACUGAUCCACCUCGUCCUUCGGCCUCAGUGGAUAACACCCUCCUCGAUCUGCAGAAUUCUUCAUAUCCUACUCAGCCUCAUUCAAUGAUUGCUAAAGAUUUACUGUAGCUCUGUCAUAGACCUUUGCAGGUAUAAUUCUGUUAAUAUUUUGCUAAUGAUGAUUUUACAAAAUGUUACUAAAGGACCCCAUUCCGUUUAAGCCCAGUGGCUUCCCUUGGACUUCCUCGCCAUUAGCUUUUUAAACACUUAGAUUUCUUGUUUCUUGGUACAUCAUUAUGGCAAAACAAUAAACUGAACUGAACUGAACUGAUCACCAGGAUCACAUCGCAAACCGGAGAAGAAAACAGCAAAGCAGCCAGCAGCAAGGGGCGUGGCGUUCAUACAAAACCGUUGUAUUUUUUAAACCAAGCUGGAGGAAACUCGCAACCCAACAUUACGACAUUGUCGCGACAUUGUGUCAAAUGGUUGCAAUAUUGUUCCAACAUUGCUACGCUCUGAUGCACUCAAAAUCGUCUUUGCGAUUGGUCUCGCAUAACAUCACCUUAAGACCAUUCCAACUCGGGGAUUGUGCAUAACAGGAUUUUCUUUACAUAUUAGACUAGUAAUAACGAAAGGUUACUGAGUGCGGGCGACAACGCUCCAAGGUCAAAACUUUUUUGCUCCAGCGCUGUGCUUUGCGAAAGUUUCACGUGAGAGAUAGUCAAAACACGCGUGAUCAGAUUACGAGCGAUAAAAGGUACAAACGUGCGUGAUCAAAGUGCGUUCUGUGCAUUCCAUACAUGCUUAGUUGAAGUACAAACGAAUGCUGGCUACAUACACUUUAAUCGCAUUGCCUUCUAAUUACAGAUCAGCCUGAGUUCCUUACCCAUCCACGAAAUGAGACAAAGACAGAAGGGGAGAGUGUGACUUUUACCUGUGAUGCAGAUGGAAAUCCUACACCCACAUUCUCAUGGACGAAAGACGGUUCUGUUGUGAAUACGACUUCAAGAAUCACUUUUAACGCAGAUAAAAAGCAGUUAACUAUAACGAAUGUGGACAGAGAAGACAGCGGAGAAUACAUCUGUAUGGCUACGAAUGAUGUCAACAAAGUUCAAUCCAACUCUUCCACAUUAACUGUACAAUGUAAGGAUACUUUUGCUUGA